AUGGAGGAGAGUCACCUCGACGAGGAAGGGGGAUUGAUAAGCGACGGAGAAUAUAGUGGUACUGGAGAGUCUAGUGGCGACGACGACGAUCUCCAACGUCUCCUUCCGUCGGAAAACGUUGGUGCUGAGAAGCCGGUUACACACCUUACCAGGAGCCGGCGGAGGCAAUGGAUACUCCCGACACUCAUAGCGGUUUCAUCCAUUGUGAUAUUUGCUCUAUCUUGGAUAUUACUACCAUCUAUUUGUCCUGCGAAUAAGCAAGCGGACUCGGUCCAGGGAGCCGAGCACGAUGUACCCUCACGGCGGCCUGGCGAGGAUUACAUACUCGACUCUGGUUGGGAUUUUGGAGCCCCUAACCAGGUCCGAUCUCAUAACUGGACUAUCGUCGACAAGGAUGGCAACCCGGACGGCGUAUUCAAGCCAAUGAUGAUGAUUAACGGCCAGUUUCCAGGACCCUUGAUAGAAGUUAACGAAGGUGACGUUAUCGUGGUGGAUGUGCUGAACCAAGCGGUCAACGCCACUGCUCUACACUGGCAUGGCAUCUUCCAGAACAGAACGAACUGGAUGGAUGGCGCAGCAGGUGUUACGCAAUGCCCCAUCACUCCGGGAGGAUCGUUCCGGUACAAGUUCAAUGUCACUGGCCAAAGCGGUACAUACUUCUAUCACGGUCAUCAGGGUGUACAAGCCCUCGACGGCCUUGUCGGCCCACUCGUGGUCCACAGUCGAGGCGAGGCAGACGCGCAGCCUAUCCCCUAUUCAUCAGACAGAGUGAUCCUGCUCCAGGACUGGUACUACGACGCAGCAAUUGGGCUCAUGCGAGACGUACUAUCUCCGGGUGUCGAGGACGCCCCUAUACCCAAUACAGCGCUGAUUAACGGCUUGAACCAAGCCCGCUGCUCUGAUCACCCCAGUCGGAAGUGUUCCACGCCUCAGGAGACAUCUCCUCCAAGCUUGGGUCUUACUCAUGGCGGGAGCCAUAGGCUACGCUUCUUGAAUGUUGGGGGCUAUGCUUGGUUUCAAGUCGGUGUAGAUGAACAUGCUUCCCUGCCUGUCAUCGAGGUCGAUGGCACGACUGUCGAGCCUGCUCCGGCGUCGGCUCUCCUCAUCUCCCCGGGUCAGCGGUACAGCGUAGUCUUGACUUCCGAUCGAUCCGAUAAGGAGGCCUUCUGGCUUCGUGCUAGAAUGGUGACCGCCUGUUUUGCAGAGCAAAAACUCCCUGAGAAUGGUAUCGAGGAGGCAAAAGUCGUUGUUCGCUACACACACGCAGACAACGAGGCUCGACAUGAGAACGACGACGAUGGGACCAUCCUACUGCCAGAUACUACUUCGAACCUUGAGUUCAUCUCCAUAUGCAAAGACAUGAGCUCAACAACGACGUUCACUCCGUCUCCUCCCCAGCCCGCACCGGGAUCGGCCGACCACUCGUGGUAUCUGCGGGUCAACCUGGCGAUCGGCGACUGGCGGCUACAGCGCGGCGUGCUGAACUCGUCCUCCUUCCGGCCGAACCUCAAGUCCCCCACCUUACACCGCGUCCUCGACGGCCUAGCCCAGAACAACGAAACCUUCAUCCGCGAAGGCGUCAACGCCGCCGCGUUCGAUCCCGUCUCCGAGCUCGUCAUCUCCCACAACGCCGUCGAGACCGUCGACGUAGUCCUGCAGAACAUGGACGAGAAUAGCCACCCGUUCCAUCUGCACGGCACGCAGAUGUGGGUACUGGGCGCCGGACACGGGUACUUCCCGGGCUACGAGGCACUAGGGCUCCAGCCGGAGGGUAAGGGCCUGCUCGAUCCUGCGAACUCGAGCAUUAUUAAUAACCCCCUGAAGAGGGACACGGUUACAGUUGAGGGCUUCGGGUGGGCCCUGCUGCGGUUCGUGGCCGAUAACCCCGGCGUAUGGCUGUUUCACUGCCAUAUGAUCUGGCACUCUGAGGCGGGUAUGGGCAUGCAAUUCGUCUCGAGAUUGGAUGCUAUGCGCGGGUGGACACUGCCGGAUGAGGCGCGCGAGCUGUGCGAUGCGACUGAGGACGAGCUUCGGAAGGGGGCUCCGCCUGGGGACGAGGUGAUUUUCGGGUUUGGGGAUGAUGAGGGGUGA
Anthostomella pinea is the source of this 2091-nucleotide messenger RNA. Lineage: Eukaryota; Fungi; Ascomycota; Sordariomycetes; Xylariales; Xylariaceae. The record is from the annotation of a GenBank genome assembly.